UGUACAUAUGUUUUAUCUUUUAACCAGGUACGUCCUAUAUAAUGUCAUAAUAUCAUAUUGGGCAAGAAAUUAAAUUUCUAUAGGCGCAUCCGUAAUUCAUAUAAUUUUUCCGGACAUUCUUUCAUUUUGCCGGUCACUCGACAGUCCACAGUCGACAUUCACCGCGGACAGCCAUCAUCAUGAGUUACUGGAGGGCCGCUGGAUUGAACUAUGUUAAUUAUUCCAACAUCGCUGCAAAAGUUGUUAGGAGGGUGUUGAAACCAGAACUCCAAGCCAAUGCAGCCAAACGCGAUGAAACACAUGUAAAAUUCACUCCAUGGGUCAAGGGAAAGCCAUCCAAUGAAAAAGCUUGAACUUAUAUAAAUUAAACAAUUGAAAAAUUGUUAUACAUUUUUAAGCCGGGCCAAUAGUCGAUUUAACAACAAAGACACAUUCAAAGUUCCAAGUAAAAUUCAAUGCAAUAUGUUUUUUAGUUAAACUGAAUGUGAUUUAUUUAAUAAAUAAACAUACAUAUUAUUUAUGUCAGUUAUGAAUUUAUAA
Myzus persicae (green peach aphid) is the source of this 540-nucleotide messenger RNA. It is a transcript of the gene sun, whose product is annotated as protein stunted. Bases 180 to 353 code for a protein of 57 amino acids. The record is from RefSeq and is a predicted model, not a curated record. Gene Ontology annotation, cellular component: mitochondrial inner membrane. NCBI's taxonomy places the organism in Eukaryota, Metazoa, Arthropoda, Insecta, Hemiptera, Aphididae. The transcript has 4 exons. Gene Ontology annotation, molecular function: proton-transporting ATP synthase activity, rotational mechanism. Gene Ontology annotation, biological process: proton motive force-driven mitochondrial ATP synthesis.